Messenger RNA from Dendronephthya gigantea, 5063 nucleotides. RefSeq names its product adipolin-like. The coding region runs from base 3339 to 4193 and encodes 284 amino acids. The record is from RefSeq and is a predicted model, not a curated record. Lineage: Eukaryota; Metazoa; Cnidaria; Anthozoa; Malacalcyonacea; Nephtheidae. Gene Ontology annotation, molecular function: hormone activity. The transcript is spliced from 9 exons.
GUGUUUAUAGGCUUGGUUGCCCGCAGCAGCAUUUCACGAGAGAGAGAGAGGCGUUAUUUAUACACAACAAGAUUAAUUAGGUAAGAUAACACGAGUAUGAUAUUUCGUUCAAUUAAAAAGUGGGCUGAAUAUUUUUAAUCGUUUCAUAACGUGAUCUAAGACUUCCUAAGUCGAUGGAACAUGAUGAGACUGAUAUAUGUGUAUAUUGGUAUGUUGACGGCAAGGCUUAUCCAUAUGUUUAUCCUUGUUUUGAUUUCAAUCAUUUGCUUAAAGAACUAUACUUGAGCGCAUCGUGUGCGAUAAGUGACUUUGGGUGGUAAACAGAAAAGAGGUUCCUGCUGCUCCGCUUCGUUCCCGCGAUAACCUCCUGAUUUCUGUUGCGCUGGCAACAAAAUUGUCCAACAAUGUAAAGUACCCUUGAUUGAACUACCUAUUAGACAACGCCGCUUCCCCCCCCCCCGCUUUAGGCGAUCUUCCAACACGUCCUCCCCUCCUGCUCGGAGGAAGCGCGCUUUGUUUUUAUAGAAGCCCGUCACGGUGACAUAAGCAAAUUUUGAAGGGGGCGCACACAUUACAAAAUGGCCCCCACCGUCAGUUUAGUCAAUGUAAGAUUUACACCCAGGUAGGCGAGGUUAACUUGAAUGCUUAUGCCGCAGCCCUACACCGGGGUACAGGCGCUCUACACCGCUGAAUUUCAAACCGCAGGCGAGAAUGUCAAUAUCGAUACGUCAUACGUUCCAGCAAAGUCUUUUACUUUGAGUUUAGCGACAAGAACUAUGUUUUUUCUUUGAUCUUGAUCCGAUAUUUUUAUUGCUGACCUUAUUUUGCACAAAACGUGAGAAGAGUCUUAUCGACUAGAACAAUUAGAGAAGGUAAAUCAUACCUCUAGUAUACAUGCUCAGGACAGGAUAUAUAAACUGGCUUGGACGCCACAUGAGAGAUAUCAGUCCCAAUAUCAAACUUCUUUUUACAAGUGGCAAAAACGUUGACGUUUUGAUUAAAAAAUUAUGGAUAGUCAUUUGAAGCAUUUUUUUCGCCAGCCUUUCGGUUUUCUGAUUCACUUAGUAACUCGCUGCUCUUCUUAGGUAUGCAGCUAAAACGACGAUUAUCUUAAAAUAAGGAUUACUUCUUAUUUGCGAAUACAGAAGAUAGGCUUGGGUUCACACACAAUAUUUUUUGUCGCUUCAGCAUCGCUGUGGUUCCGUGUUCUUUAAACAGUGAAUCAAUUAACUAUUUUUCUGCAUCUUGGAUAUUGUCUUUGAGGACUGAUCUAAUUAUAGUCAACCCACUCUAAACUGGACAAUAUAAUGGCAUUGAUUCAUAAAAUCAGUUUUAUCUUCAAGACACCUCAAUCAGAAGUUACUGCGGUGCUCUCUUUCAUUAAGGGCGGUCAUACCAUAUUCGAAUCAAAAGACUGUGUAUGUCCAGCGGAAUGUCUAAGACACACAAACAUGUGCCAAACGCUUCCUGCGACCAUCCCAUGUUAAAAAAGCAAAUCAAUUUCCAUCCUUAGCAUUCUCGAUCCAUCUGUUCAAAACAUCGUUAUUCCGUACUCAUAAUCGAGUAAAUCCCGCGAAAGAAUCGUGCGCGUUACGUGACACCUAAGAGAUUCAUGUUAUCCUACCAAUAUUUUUUAGAAACGUGACCAUUUUAUUGACAGCUGUGUGCGGAAUGUUUUUAACAUUUGAUGCCGGAUAUAGAAAUAAAACGAUCAAACCAAUGUUUACUCUUUGAAAACGAUUUCAGAAGUGCUUGAUGGUUGAAAGGCAACCUUAAUAUAUACCGCGUGUAUAUGGACUAAAUUUAAACAAAGUGAUCGCUGAAAAGUCCUAACACUUAAACAAUGAAAAAUAAAUCAUUUUAACAAUUUGAUUGUCUCUCGGCUUAUUUCUACUUGUUAAAAACUCAUGAUAUUCUUUCAGAAAGAAUUUGAGGCAUUAUAUCAUAAUCUCUAAAACUAUUACAACAACACAUUAGCACACAAACAACUUUUGGCUAUUUGUGAGCGAUUUAUUAUACCUAGCUGUUGUCCAUAAUCUACCAUUUUAAACUACGAACACGCAUGCAGGUGGCACAAACAAUUUAGCAGUAGAACUAACUGUUUAUCACCUUUAAAUUACAUGAAUCGCGAAUGCUUUCAUUAGCAAUAACUCAUUUUGAUUUAUAGUUAUGCAGUUCCCUAGUUUCCGUUCCUGAAUUCACUCGUCUGUUCAACUGUUCCGGCAUUUUUGCUGUUUAAUUUCUCUUUCAAAUUAUUGAAAUUUGUUGCAUUCUUUCUUUUAAAGUUACCUGGUUUUUACUGUAGUUUGGAAUUCGUAAAACAGCGAAGAAAGCCAUUUGUAAAAAAUGCAAGAUUCAGAUCAAGUAAUACUGAUAAUAAUAUGAUUGUGUUGAUAAUAAUAGGAACAGACUAAACAACAAAGUAACUGCGGAUUCCCAUGACAUCAGCGUAAAUGUUUUCAACAUUCCAGACCUCUGAAUGCUGCCUACAGUAAUUGAUUUUUGCUGUAGAAAUGUGGGGAAAGCCUUUGAAAAUGGAUGGAGUUUUUCGAGGCGUUUUUCACUGCCAUGCAGAAUUUAUUAAGCGAUGAAAUUUUGCUAAAAAUCAACCCUAAAUAAAACGGUGAUUAAUCUAGGAGAAUUAGUCUUUAAAGGUGAUACGGCUUUGGGUAGAUUGCAUUCAGUCAUUAACCUUGAACCUGAUGUAUAUUAUGUCGUCUGGAUUACGAUAAAGCACAUUCGAGAAUCAUUACAACUCCUUCUAGUAUUAGAAUGUAAGUCUAUUUCCCAUGUGUAUUAUUCCCAAUUCCUUCGAAAGUAAAGACGAAAUCCUGAUUAGGUUGGCCAUGUGUGAAGUUGAGUGCGAGUUGCCAAAUAUCUGUUUAGUGUAAAUAUAUCUGUUUGUUCAAAGCACUCUGAGUGCGCGACUUCAUUGGUCAACACACAACUCAAUACUUGAUCUCCCGUCAAGCGCAUUGAAAUCAUAUACGAUUGCUUGUAUCGAGGAUUAACUUGCAUAAAUAGCAUUCAAAGGAACGAAAGAGUCCUUGACGAAUUUUUUUAUGUUCCCUCGUUGGCUCAAGCGCUAGGAGCCCCAAACCAACGAUUGCAGUUAUUGUUUCCGUUCGUUGUUUGGCAGCUAAUUAGCAUUUCAUGCGCGUGUUUAAUUGGCGACGAUAUACGCGAUAAGUGGGGCCCCGAAGCACAUUUAAAACGCCUGUUUCCGACCGUAAUCAAUCAUUAUUGACUCUGCCUCUCGGACGUUGGAAGUUCAAGAAAUUAGCUCUCCGAAGAAACAUUUUUCUACGCAAAGGUUAACAACAAGACGUCAAACUACGAUGGCUUUAAAAACGAUCAUAGUUAUCGCUGUUUUUUUGCUGUAUUCUGUGGGUACUGUACACUCCAGGAAGCGAAGGAGUAGAAAUAAUUCUCCUGAUGCAGUUAACCCACACAAGACUUGGUUGCAAUUUCAAAAUUUUGCAAGCACUUAUGAAGGUGGUUCCUCGGAGAAACAAAAUAAUUUGUACAAGACGAAGGAUGGAAAAGUGGUGUGCAAGUGCCCUCGGGGACCUCCAGGUCCAUCUGGACCACGUGGCCCACCAGGAGCUGAAAUGACUGAAGCUCAUUUGAUGGCGAAAUUUAGAACCUUAAUACGAGCGACAGCUCAGAGGAGAUCAAGCCGAAUAAGAGAGACUUCCGAUCAGGCGAUGACUUUAAUGGCAACUGGAGCGGCUGAUCUUGUUUCUGCGUUCCACAUUGAGCUAAAAAAUAACGUGCAGGUUCCAAGGAAAAGCAUGUUGGAACUUAGAAACUAUAAAAGCAAUGUUGGUCAGUAUGGUACUUUUGUCCGAGGGGAUGAUAUUGACUUCCGUACGGGUCAGUUCACCGUUCCUUACACGGCAAUCUACCGAUUUUCUGCGGGCAUUAACAUUGCCCGAUUUAGAGAGGCCAGUCUCCGACCACGUGAUCUUAUCAAAGUCCUCAUUUGCAUUGAUUUUCAAUGUAACAGAAAUACCUCAUUGAUGACCGUGAGUGGACUAUCGUCAAACAGCCGGGUGUUCACAGUUCGUGUGGAAGGACUGUUAUCGUUGACGGCUGGCCAGCAUGUCUCCGUUUAUGUCGAUAAUAACUCCGGAAAUCCUGUGGUUGUUCAAGCGAGAUCUACGUUUACAGGAAUGCUAAUUGGAAUAUAAUCAAUGACAUUCUGAGAAAUCUUUGCGUAACACGGAAUCAAUGAACUAUUAUAGUAAAACUAUAGCUAUAUCUAACUUAUCUGAUGUCGAGGACGGAGACAACACGUUAUUCAUCUUCAAUUCUUCGUCAUUUUUUUAAUGUUAAAACGUAAAAGCCUCUGUGAAACACUGCUGACUAUAGUGUUUGUAAAGUAUAAGCUAUUAUUUGUAAAGUAGAUUGGCAUGCAUGUAGCUAUCCUUGAUGACAUGCGUAUGGACGCUGUGCAAGACCUGUGGUGAAAUAUUCGAAUGAUUUGUGUUUUGCUCAGACGAAGUGAAGAUGGGAGUUGAGUUGGGAAGACUUGAUUGGAAAUAAGAAGCGAAGAAAAUGCUAAGAUUCCUUUCAGAAACCAAUCAAGGAAUGCUUUAAGUUGCUGCCGAAAAGAAACGCCUCUCUCGUCCUUGUUGGAUGGCCAAGAGAAUAAGUGUGGAUUGUGUUGGGAUGGCUUGAUGAUUUCAUUUUAUUCUAUGUCCCAUCCUCAGCAAUAUUUCAUAUACAAGAAUAUAUUUACUGAUGCUAAAAGGUCACCGAAAAAAGUUUUCUUUUCAAGUUUUUGUGCAUGAUCUAGUGAUAUAUACUUAACUAUUAUAUCUAAAUGUAAAUAAGCGUAUCUACUGUGUAAAAUUACUCUUGUGAUGUUAUACAUAUAUAUUAUAGAAUAUUUAUACAUAAUUUGUCAGGAUAAGUUGAAGGCAAUCCAGGGAGAUUCAGAUGAAUUCAAGUCUGCUUAGCAGAUCAAUUCAACCAACUCAUUGAGCCUUUUUUAUACCUUUGUCAAUAUUUUUAAUAAAAGUAUAUACAUGAUAAAUAAAUAACUCCAACGAACGUUA